AGCAGCGGGCUGGCGGCCCGGGCAGCCCCGGCACCGCUGCUGUCACCUCCCAGCUGGGAGCAGGGGAUUUGCAAAGGAAGCAUCUUGCCUGCCGCUGCUCGUGCUGCUCCGGUCUGGUCUUGCCCCUUCACCAUCCUCCCGCCCUUGCGCCCAGACACCGGUGCCCCAUGGCUUGCCAUUUCUUUACCUUUUUGGGGUGAACCGAGCUGACGUCCCCGCUGCCUUCCCCCCUCCUGCUGCUGCAUUACGACGGACAGCUGCCAGGAGGGAGGCUACAGCUCCUCUCCCUGCCCACCAGCCCCGGGGGUCCCCCCGGGUGGGCUCAUCUGAGCACCCCUCUCUGCAAGGAGCGGGGGCUGAGCAGGGCAAGGCUGCAGGAAGCUGAAUGGGGCAGCCUGGUCGCCUGCCACCAGCUCUUUGCAGCGGGCCGAGCACUGCCAGGGUGCAGAUCUUGGGCAGGAAGGAUUGCAAAACAGCCAAGGAGGGAAAGCAAAGCAGGUGGAGCGUGUCGGGGUGCAGCGGGGAACCCCAGAGCGCCACUGGCAGCAGCCCAGCCAGGGCAGUGUGUGGCGGGGUGAUGGGAAGGGAUGUCUCCAGGGCUGACCUCCGGCAGGGCCCCGUUCCUGGAAUUUGGGCUGUUUCGCCGGAAGGAUGACCAGCUUGCUUUCCUCCCCAGGAUGGGAGGGAAACAUUCGCCGUCAGAUCGUCCUGGCUGCCGUCCCAGUGGAGACGGCUUCCCAGCACCCACGGGCUUAACUCCUCGCUUGGGCAAGUCCCAUCUCACACCUUGGGACCCCAUAGCUGGUACCGAGCUUUGCACAAAAUGGGGAUCCUGAUUGCUUGACUCAGCCCCGCCCCCAGCUUGGGAACAGCCGCCUUGGGAGGCAGCGCAGGCAGCCCUUCCGUUCCUCCUCAAAUGGUGAAUGGCCGGACAUUUGCCGAGACGAAGAUUACAGCACACGUGUAUCCGGAUUUCUGCCUCACCGUGUCUGUGAGAAAGCAGGGGGCAUGUUGGAAACCUUGCCAAGCCCUGUCCCUCUGUUCGGGGGGAAUGGAGGUGGGAGGGAAGGGGCUGCCGGUUUCUCCGCCAGCGACAGCGAUGCCAAGGCACGGCACCCGCUCACCCGCCAUGGAGUGCCUUUGAAAACAUGUCCCUCCCUCCCCGUGGGAGGUGUCCCUGUGCUGAGAGUGUCCCAGCUGUCCAGAGCAGCCCCUCGCCCUGGGCAGCAGACAAAGAGCGGGUACACAGGCACCCGCCCGGCCCCAGUGCUUUGGCAGUGCAGAGAAGCGAGCCAUUGUCCCCGCGCACUGCCAGCCCCGGCGCCAGCUGCCACCGAGGACCAGACCAGCGGAGGCUGCCUGGUGGGACGCAGCAGAGCCAGCAGCGGUUGUGCUAUGGCUGGGCUGGUGGGGCCAGCAGCAGCCCUGGUCUUCCUCUGCCUGGCCAUGAGGCUGGAGGCCAGCCCGGAGCUCUCCGGGUACCUGCGCAAGGUGCUGAGGAACCACACCACCCACACCUGUGACGGGGAGCAGCUCCUCAUCGUCUGCCCUCGCAAGACCACCAUCAGCAUCCUCGGCGCCUUCUAUGGACGUCGUGUACCCAGUCCCAACCUCUGCCCCAGCCCUGGCAAUGCCUCCCAGGAGAGCACCGAGUGCACGUCCACCACCGCCCACCUGAAGCUGCUGGCUGAGUGCCAGGACCAGCAGUGGUGCCAGUUCUUGGUGCACAGCCAAGUCUUUGGGCCGGACCCGUGCCCCGGGACACACAAGUACCUCAUUGCUUCCUACAAGUGCCGGCCAGGGAACCAUCGGGUCAAGACAGUGUGCGAGAAUGACAAGCUGAGACUGCAGUGCCGACCAAAAUCCAUCCUGGCCAUUUAUUCUGCAAAUUACGGACGAUUUCUGCGGGGCAAACCAGAGUGUGAUGCCCUGAACACUGGGGGACCCCAUAUAGAGUGCUUGGCUCCAGAUGCCCUGCGGAGGGUCUCCAAGAAGUGCCACCGCAAGGGGAACUGCACUGUGGCUGCUGACCGGGCCACCUUCGGGGACCCGUGCCUCCCUGGCACAAAGAAACAGCUGCGAGUCUCCUACACCUGCGUACCCAAGCAGCUGCUGGAGGAGGUAGGCCCUGACACCUCGGACCCCUUCCUGCUCUCGGACUACAUGCACGGUGGCUGGUACAAAGGGCCCAGGUUCUCCAGGCUCCGGGAAGACCGGAUGAUUUUUACUAGCUCUCUGGCAGCUUUUGCCCACCUUUGGGGUGUCCCAGAGAAAGUUGGCCUCUACUUUCUUUGUGGGGUCUCAGGAGGCCUCAUGGUUCUGCUGUGCAUCAUCAGCCCCAAAACAACCUUCCUCCAGGAGGUAGGGGAGGCUCUCAAAGACCCAGAGUUGGGGAGCAGCUCGGAGCUGAGCAGGACCAAGCUGCGGGAUGAGCAGGACGAAGACCUUCCUGAUGACAGCUCCUCGGACUCCUCCUUCCGCCGCCUCACCCGCACCUACCGGGCCACCGACAGCAUCUUCAGCCCUGAGCUGACGGCGGCCAUGGAGGGAGCAGUGGAGCACCAGGGCCGUGUCGGGGAGGAGAUCUGGAUGCCCAAGGAGUCAAGCCCGUAUGCCAUCCACAAGAUCAAAUCAGCCACCAAGUAAGAACUGGAAGAAAAUGGCCAGAAAGCAGCAGGGAGCAGAGGCUAAGUGGAAUCUGACAUUGGAGAGACACAAGAGUUUGGGCUCCUUGGGGCGAGUGGGCAUCCUGAGUGGCAGCAGCGCCAUGGCAGCCCCAGUGUGGCCAUCAACCCACCGCUCCACCAGCCUGGAAACCUCUAACCCUGGGGGUAAGAUGUGGUCCCUGGGUGUGAUGAGGGGCUGCAGGGUGGCUCAUGGGGCCGCUGGCUCCUUUGCCACAAACACGCCACUAACCCUAAGCUAACCUCCCCAUUCUCGGCUCGCAUUGGCUGGCUCUAGUACUUAACCCUGCUCAGCCACACCGAGCCCACCCUGAGCCUUCCCAGGCUGUUUGCGCCUGUUUCUUCUUGGAUGUUGGCUUCCACCACUGGUGCUGCAACACCCCCCCAGCACUCAAGCAGCAUGCCAGUGGCAGAGAUGCAGAAAUGGCCAGGAUGCGGGGAGGAUGCAGGCAGAGUGGGUGGGAGAGCACCACCCCGCACAGCCCUACCAUGCUGCGUGCCUUGCAGCCCUGGUAUCCCCAAGGGGAGCUGCACCCCGGGUUUGGGGCAGCUGGCAGCUUGGCACAGUGCUGGCUCUCACCCUCCCUGUGGGCAUUCAGGAGCUCUGUCACCCUGCAUUGCUCUGUGCUUUCCUUCAUGCUUCCCCCCCUGGCAAGAGAGCCCCGGGGUUAACUUGCUGGGGCUUUUUCCAGUAAAUAAAUGCAACAGCUCAUAGAUGCAA
Harpia harpyja (harpy eagle) is the source of this 3405-nucleotide messenger RNA. Its product is annotated as protein eva-1 homolog C-like. Bases 1009 to 2646 code for a protein of 545 amino acids. Lineage: Eukaryota; Metazoa; Chordata; Aves; Accipitriformes; Accipitridae. Gene Ontology annotation, molecular function: carbohydrate binding. The transcript has 9 exons. The record is from RefSeq and is a predicted model, not a curated record.